Trichomycterus rosablanca is the source of this 2227-nucleotide messenger RNA. RefSeq names its product calpain-2 catalytic subunit-like. Gene Ontology annotation, biological process: proteolysis. Bases 127 to 1623 code for a protein of 498 amino acids. NCBI's taxonomy places the organism in Eukaryota, Metazoa, Chordata, Actinopteri, Siluriformes, Trichomycteridae. Gene Ontology annotation, molecular function: calcium-dependent cysteine-type endopeptidase activity. The transcript has 14 exons. The record is from RefSeq and is a predicted model, not a curated record. Gene Ontology annotation, cellular component: cytoplasm.
ACGUAAACGGAGCCGCUGGAAUCAGGAGGAGUUUCCAUGUUUCUACAGGACAAUGAGUGACCGUGAUAUAUUCAGAACGUUCUCCACCUCAGACCUUCAGACGGAACCUUCUCCUUCAGAAAUCCCAUGAUGCUUCACCUUGUAGAGGACGAGCUUGAUGGCAGGGACACGGUCGGGACUCCCUCUAACCCUCAGAAGUUUUUGGAUCAGGACUAUGAGGAGCUGCGCAGAGAUUUUGUUAAAAAUAAAGCGAGAUUUGUUGAUGAGACGUUUCCUCCCAAUGAGAGCUCCAUCGGUCCCAACCUGCUGCAUGAUGAUGCCAUGGCGAGAGUGGAGUGGAUACGACCAACCAAAAUGGUUGAAGAUCCGUAUCUGAUUGUGGAACGAGAGUCCAGGUUUGACCUCGCUCAGGGAGACCUUGGAGACUGCUGGUUUCUGGCUGCGAUCGGAGCAAUCACGUUUCAGAAGGACAUCAUGGUUGAGAUAAUUCCUGAGAACCAGUCGUUCAGCCAGGAUUACGCUGGAAUAUUUCAUUUUCGGUUCUGGAGGUUUGGAAAGUGGGUGGAUGUUGUGAUAGAUGAUAAAUUACCCACGAUCGAUGGAAAGCUGAUUUUUGUUCACUGCAAAACUAGAAACGAGUUCUGGCCUGCACUGCUGGAGAAAGCUUACGCCAAAGUGUGUGGAUCAUAUGCAGAUCUACGUGGUGGUUUGGUGUCGGAGGCUCUGCGUGAUUUUACCGCUGGAGUUUUUAUUACACUCACACUGGAGGCCGAUCGUCCCGAACCCUGGGGUCUGAUGAGACAAGCAGCUCAGCACAGAUCUCUCAUGGGCUGUGGAACACUACACGGGGCCACUUCUGCUAACACGGAGCUUCCCAACGGCAUCGUGGAGGGACACGCCUACACCAUUACUGACGUCCUCAGUGUGCUGAGUAAUGGUGAAUCGGUGAAGCUGGUGCGCCUCCUGAACCCCUGGGGACAAAAGGAGUGGAACGGAAACUGGAGUGACGGCUCCCCGCUGUGGAAAACCGUGAGCACCGAGGAUCGAACCAAACUGCUGCACAGUAAAGAGGACGGAGAGUUCUGGAUGUCGAUGGAGGAUUUCUGCAGAAGCUUCUCUCACGUGGACAUCUGCUGCAGGACUCCAGCGUUCCUGGACAACUCCUCCGAGAACAGCUGGACCAGCGUGAUGUGUAAAGGGAGGUGGGAGAAGGAGACGGCCGGCGGCUCCAGAAAUUACAAACAGACCUUCUGGAUGAACCCUCAGUAUUGGAUGAAGGUUCCAGACCUGGAUGAGAAUCAGGCUGAAUCACAGAGUUUAAACCUCCUCGUGUCUCUGAUGCAGAAACCCAACAGCAGAAACAGACGUCUGGUUCAGAACCUUCCCAUCGGCUUCAGUGUGUUCAUGGUUCCACCGGAGCUGAAGGAUCAGAACACUCUUCCAGCUUCGUUCUUCACCAUCAGUUCCCCCGUGGUGGAGUCUUCACUCACGUCAGGGACUCGGGAGGUGGUGGAGUUCUUCAGACUGAGACCGGGGCAGUACCUCAUCGUACCAUUCACCGCCAAACCCAACCUCACCGCCUCCUUCAUCCUCACUGUACACAUGUGUAAAAUCCAGCGCUGAUCAUGAAGAUGCUGCAAAAGACGUUCAAGCAGAAGAUGAACAAGAAUCUUCAGCUCCAACAUCCACCAUCCAACAUCCACCAUCCAACAUCUAACAUCUGCCAUCUAACAUCUACUGUCCACGAGAGCCACAUAUACCAUUAAACAUCUAACAUCUACCAUCUACCACCUAUCAGAGCCAACGCUACCAUUCAACAUCUACGGUCCAACAUCUUCCAUUUAACAUGUACCAUCUCAAAUCUAGCAUCCACCAUGUACCAUCCAACACACACCAUCCAACAUCUAACAUCUACCAUUCAGCAUCUAACAUCGACUAUACACCAGCAAAUAUCUACCAUCUACCAGCCACCAUCUACCAUGUGCCAUCUAACAUCUGUUAUCCACUAUUCAACAUCUAACAUCUACCAUUCAGCAUCUAACAUCGACUAUACACCAGCAAAUAUCUACCAUCUACCAGCCACCAUCUACCAUGUGCCAUCUAACAUCUACACUCAAAAAAAAAAUUAUUUGGCUGAACUUAAUUGAAUUAUGGAAAGUAUUUCCACACAAUUGUAUUUAUUUCUUUGGACAUAAAGCAAUUUUGUUUAUCCACCACAAUUUAUUUA